AUGGAUGCCAUGAGUUGUAAUGUCUGUGGAAAUAGAUUGGUUAUUAAGGGUAUUUCACUUGUUUGUACUGGAUGUGGAAAUGCUACUGUAUGAAAAUAUCACUUAUAAUUAGAGAAGUAAUCAUAUAUUCUCGACUGAACAAGAAUAUUAAAAAUCUGUGUUAAAAAGAACUACUUCACAUAUUAAACAAAGAAGAGAAAGAGAAAUUCAACUUAAUCUUACAUUAUCAGAACAUAUUAAACAAAAUUGGAUAUAAUAUUUAGCAGCAUUUACUAAGUUUAUUAAUUUUAUUGGAAAAUAAUUGAAUUUAGAUAUCAAACCACUUUAUUAAAGAUAUUUGCUUCAUCAUAUUAAUCAACCAGUUAAUUCAAAUUGGACUAUUGCAAGAAAAGGACAUUAAGCAUUUUCUGAAAAUAGAAUUGUAAAUUCAAAAUACAAAUUUAAUAAAUCUAAUAUAGAAUCAACACUUAAUAUUAAAAUAGAAGAUGAUUUUGAUCAUGAUUUCGAAAAAUAAUUAUAAUAUAAUUUUACAUAGGAUUAAUUAAAUUAAAGUUCAAUUAUAGAAAUCUAAUAAAUAAAAAAGAAAAUAUCUAAACCAAAAACACCAUUUUAUUAAAAAAGAAUCAUUAAACUUCAAUUAAAAUAAGGAAAUAAUCUAAAUUAAACAAUUUCAAAAAGAAAAUAAUCUGUACAUAGAAAAGGAUCAUAAAUAUUAGAUAUUCCUGUUAAUUAAGAUAAAUCAACCUUUAUUAAUGGUUUACUUUCUUCUACUAAUCUAACAAAUACAAUUUAUUAUGCUUUAAUUGAAAUAUAUUUUGAAAAAUUUUACAAUUCUACAACAAAUGAUUUAAAUCUUGCAAUAAAAAAGAUUAAAAAUAUUAAAUUAAAUAAUAAUACUCAAAUUCUCUCUCUUAAAUCAAUAAAUUAAGAAUUGUUUUAAGAAAUGUCUCCUUUUUUAUAAAAGGAAUAUGUAUUAGUUUAAGAUAUAUUAAUUUAUAUGUUAGGAUGUCAAAAUAAUUUUUUUGAGAUGUCUGAAUAAUGGAAUAAAUUAGAUUUUAAGAAUCUUAAUAAAAAUCUAAAAAAAAGAAAUGUAAAUUUUGUCUCGAGAAAAAUAAAAUAUAUUUAAUAAUUUUUAAAAUCUUGUUAAUAAAAAGAAAUCAACACUUAAGAAACUGAUAUAACAGUCAAUAUAAAUAAUAAAUUAUUUUCUAAAAAAAAAAUAAAUUUGAUACCAUUAGAUUUUACUUUUGGCUUAAUUUUAAUAUAUGCUACAAAUCUUAUUCAAGGAAAUAAAAUUUUUCCAAGUAAAUUAAUUUAAUUAAUAAAACAAAAAAAAAUAAAUUAUUUGGAAGGAUUUUCACAUUUAAUGAAUGACACAACAAGCCAAUAUUUAACAAUUCCUUAACAUUUACCUAAAACUUGUUUCAUUAGACAUUAAGCUGUUAAAUUAUUAAAACAAUUUAAUAUUGAAUAUUAGGAAUCUAAUAGGGAAUAAUUUCUAGAUAUGUUUAAAAGUAUUUGUAUUGAAUUAAAAAUAUCUCAACAAAUUUAUAGUAUUGCUAUGACUUUUGAAUAAAAGUACUUUAUUAAUUUCAAUAUUCAUAAUAGUGAACAUGAUAUAUACUCUUGUAGUUUAAUUUUGCUUGCAUUUAAAUAUUAUAUUUAUCUAGAUAAAUUAAACGCAAUAAAAGAUUUAUCAUCAAUUUUUGAAUAUUGUAAAAAUAUCUAACCAUAUGAUUAUAAAGAUUUAGAGGAUUGUAGUCUAGAAAAUUUAAGAUAUAAAUUAAAUGCUUUAUAAAACUUAGAGUAAUAUUAUGGUAAUAGAGAUAGAAAUAUCAAAUUAAAUGAGAAAUUAUAAUAAUUAGAUAAUUAUUUUGAAUAACAAAUAAUAUAAGAAUAUCAUAAACAAGCUUAAACUGUUGAGAUAAUAAAUGAAGUCAAAAUAAAUAUAAUUCAUGAAGAUUGGGACUUUUAUAAAACAGGAGAUUUUGAAUUUGAAGCUCCUGAAGUAAGAUUUUUGGAAAUGAAAUUAAGUAAUUACAUUGAUGAUGAUGAAAAUUCUAUAAUUAAUUUAUUUCAUGAGUUAGAAAGACUCUUGGUAUGA
Paramecium pentaurelia is the source of this 2104-nucleotide messenger RNA. Lineage: Eukaryota; Ciliophora; Oligohymenophorea; Peniculida; Parameciidae. The record is from the annotation of a GenBank genome assembly.